AUGUCGGCGACCCGGCCCCGUUGCUCGCUUCACGGUCUCAUGACCGAGCAGCCGAGCGGCCGGGGCCCGCGGGGGCAGCUCAAGCGGAGAAGCCCCGUACUGACAUUCAGCCGGAACCGGCCGUUCGGCCGCCGCGCUUUACGGCCGCCACCGCGAGGAACGCUGGGAAGUGCAGUUCGCCCGAGAGGCCCCCGACGACGGGACUCCGCGAACGGACUACAAGGCCUGGCGUGCAUUUCGCAACUGCAGGCCUCCGGCUCUCGUGAAGGAGCGGAGCGAGAGGAGGAGAACCUGGACGCGCUGGGCCCCCUGGCCCCCUACGUGCCGCCGCCGCCGCUGCUGCCCUCUAUGUUCUACGUGGGCCUGUUUUUCGUCAACGUGCUGAUCCUGUACUACGCCUUCCUCAUGGAGUACAUCGUCCUCAACGUGGGCCUCGUCUUCCUGCCGGAGGACAUGGACCAGGCGCUUGUGGACCUCGGCGUGCUCUCGGACCCCGGCUCGGGCCUCUACGACGCCGACUCGGAGCUCGACGUCUUCGAUGCGUAUUUGGAGUGA
This is a messenger RNA of Orycteropus afer afer, 555 nucleotides long. The record is from RefSeq and is a predicted model, not a curated record. Lineage: Eukaryota; Metazoa; Chordata; Mammalia; Tubulidentata; Orycteropodidae.